Molecule: messenger RNA, 1852 nt
Organism: Salarias fasciatus (jewelled blenny)
Lineage: Eukaryota; Metazoa; Chordata; Actinopteri; Blenniiformes; Blenniidae
Gene: hdac8
Product: histone deacetylase 8
Exons: 11
Coding region: 88-1224 (378 amino acids)
Biological process (GO): heterochromatin formation
Molecular function (GO): histone deacetylase activity
Source: RefSeq, a predicted model, not a curated record
CCUGAGCCGAGACGCAUCUCUUCGUGGUGACUUUUUGGCGUCUCGCUCCAAAAAAACAUUAAAAUAUUCACUUUUUAUUCAUUUUAAAUGAGUUGCAGAGGGGACAGCGAUGAAGACAGCUGCAGCAAACGACGGGUCGCCUAUGUUUACAGCCCGGAAUACAUCGAGACUUGCGAUACUUUAUCCAAAGUCCCAAACCGGGCUAGUAUGGUCCACUCACUCAUAGAAGCCUAUGGACUGCUUGAUCACAUGAGCAUUGUGAAACCUCAUGCGGCCACCAUCGAGGAAAUGGCCAAAUUCCACACAGACUCCUACCUGGAACAUCUUCAUAAGAUCAGCCAGGAUGGAGACAACGAUGACCCCCAGUCAGCCGACUACGGCCUCGGUUAUGACUGUCCGGUGGUGGAGGGCAUCUUCGACUACGCGGCAGCAGUAGGAGGCGCUACACUAUCGGGGGCCCAGUCUCUGCUGGACCAGAAGUUUGAUGUGGCCAUUAACUGGGCGGGAGGGUGGCACCAUGCGAAGAAGGACGAGGCCUCGGGGUUCUGCUACGUGAACGACGCCGUGCUGGGAAUCCUCAAACUGAGAGAGAAAUACGAGAGGGUGCUGUAUGUGGAUGUGGACCUGCACCAUGGAGACGGUGUGGAAGACGCGUUCAGCUUCACUUCCAAGGUCAUGACCGUCUCCCUGCACAAGUUCUCUCCUGGAUUCUUCCCUGGCACCGGGGACCUGUGCGACACGGGACUCGGAAAAGGUCGCUGGUACGCAGUGAACGUCCCGCUGGAGGACGGCAUCAAGGACGACAGAUACUACCAGCUUUUUACUAGCGUCAUGCAGGAAGUGCGAGCGCAGUUCAACCCGGAGGCGCUGGUGAUGCAGCUGGGGGCCGACACCAUGGCGGGAGACCCAAUGUGCUCCUUCAACAUGACCCCGGUGGGGGUGGGCAAGUGUCUGCAGUAUGUCCUGCAGUGGCAGCUCCCCACCCUGCUGCUGGGAGGAGGAGGAUAUAACCUUGCUAACACCGCUCGCUGUUGGACCUACUUGACGGGGGCGGUGCUGGGAAAGACUCUUUCUUCAGAAAUACCCGACCACGAGUUUUUUACAGAAUACGGACCAGACUACUCGCUGGAGAUCAGCCCGAGCUGCAGACCAGACCGCAACGACAACAAACACCUGGACCAGGUCGUCAGCACCAUCAAAGGGAAUUUAAAGAAUGUGGUUUAAGGAGUCGGCAGCCUCGGCCUCCUCCGCUCACACACACACACUCUCAACACACACACACACACACACACACACACACACACAAGGCAUGUGUCCAAACCAGGUCGACUCUCGCCGGCUGUAAUGAAGACAAUAUGCAGCGGACCCCUUCGGCCCAGAGGCAUGGAGCGAAUGAGGGAGGGGAAAAAAGAGAAGAAGAGAGGGGUUUGGAAAACAUUAGCCGAGUGUUUCCAGGGGAAAACAGUUUAAUAAGUGGAGGGGAGGGAAAGAAAGGGGGGUGGCUGAUGUGGUUUGCUCUACAAUGUUCACUGUUUUUAAUUCUUUCUGGAAAAGGUAUGCGUGUUUACGUGAGCGGGAGAGUUGACGGUAUGUUCAGCGCGGUUAUGUAAAAAAAAAAAAAAAAAAAAGUGUUUCGCUGUCGAGGGAUGCGUGUUAAAGCCGAAUGGAAAAAGCAGAUUUUUCUGGAGUCCGGUUUCACCGUCACCCCCCCCCACCCCGAGGACAGAUAAGCACUAAAACAGACAGGCGUCCCUCAAAGGGCGCUGCUGAGACCUUGAGUUUUUCUGGACAUGUCCGGAGAGUCGUGAAAAGUAUGUCGAAAGUUUGGGAAAUAAGCCGGUUACACCAUUUU